AUGUUGAGAUUACCAAGAAGCGGAUUAUUGAAGACAUCCAAGAGAUUACUCUCACUUCAUGAAUAUAGAUCUGCUGCUAUUUUACAAAGCUUUGGUGUAGGCGUUCCUGAAGGCUAUGCUGCCACUACUGCUGAAGGAGCUUUUGAUGCUGCUAAGAAGUUGGGAACUUCCGAUUUGGUCAUUAAGGCUCAAGCGUUAACUGGUGGUAGAGGUAAGGGUCACUUUGACUCUGGAUUACAAGGAGGUGUUAAAUUGAUUUCAACUGCUGAAGAAGCAAGAGAUUUGGCUUCUCAAAUGUUGGGUCAUAAGUUGAUCACUAAGCAAACUGGUGCUGCUGGUAAAGAAGUUACUGCUGUCUACAUUGUUGAAAGAAGAGAUGCUACUACGGAAGCUUAUUUGGCUAUUCUUUUCGAUAGAGCCAGUCAGAAACCAAUGAUUGUUGCUUCAGCUCAAGGUGGUAUGGACAUUGAAGGUGUUGCUGCAAAGGAUCCUUCUGCUAUCAAGACCUUCACUGUCGAAUUGGACACUGGUGUCACCGACGAAUUGGCUACUCAAGUGGCUUCUGUAUUGGGUUACACUGAUGCUGCCAUUCCUGAAGCUGCUGAAGCUGUUAAGAACUUGUACAAGGUGUUUAUUGAAAAGGACUGUACCCAGGUGGAAAUCAACCCCUUGUCUGAAACUCCCGAUCACAAGGUUUUGGCAAUGGAUGCUAAAUUGAACUUUGAUGAUAAUGCUUCGUUUAGACAACAAGAAGUCUUUGACUUGAGAGAUCCAACUCAAGAAGACCCUCAAGAAGUUGAAGCUGCCAAAUAUGGUCUUAACUACAUCAAAUUGGAUGGUAACAUUGCCAACAUUGUUAAUGGUGCUGGUUUAGCCAUGGCUACUAUGGAUAUCAUUAAGUUGUAUGGUGGUGAGCCUGCCAACUUUUUGGAUUGUGGUGGUACUGCUACUCCUGAAACCAUCGAAAAGGCUUUUGAAUUGAUCUUGAAGGAUCCAAAGGUUAAUGCUAUUUUUGUUAACAUUUUCGGUGGUAUUGUUAGAUGUGAUUAUGUUGCUGAAGGUUUGAUUGCUGCCACUAAGAAGUUUGGUUUAGAUAUCCCAGUUGUUGUUAGAUUACAAGGUACUAACAUGGAAAAGGCCAAGGCAUUAAUUGAUGCUUCUGGUUUGAAGUUGUUUGCUUUUGAACAAUUGGAUCCAGCUGCUGAAAAAGUUGUUGAAUUGGCUCCUCCCUCAUAA
Messenger RNA from Lizanozyma spartinae, 1236 nucleotides. RefSeq names its product succinate--CoA ligase (GDP-forming) subunit beta (gene LSC2). The transcript has a single exon. Gene Ontology annotation, biological process: tricarboxylic acid cycle; succinyl-CoA metabolic process. The coding region runs from base 1 to 1236 and encodes 411 amino acids. Gene Ontology annotation, cellular component: mitochondrion; succinate-CoA ligase complex. NCBI's taxonomy places the organism in Eukaryota, Fungi, Ascomycota, Pichiomycetes, Serinales, Debaryomycetaceae. Gene Ontology annotation, molecular function: succinate-CoA ligase (ADP-forming) activity; metal ion binding; ATP binding. The record is from RefSeq and is a predicted model, not a curated record.